AUGUAUACUCAGUACUGUGAUUGUGGAAAAUUUAUUAAUCCUGUUGAACCUAUGGAAGAAAAAGUAGAUGAUGAUGUAAUACUGGUGGAGUCUAGUAAAAAGGCUAAAAAAAGAUCACUGCCACCUCAAACCGCCUAUUAUGUGACUCGUGGUGUUGAAUUGUUAGAUCUUAAUGCAUCACGACAGAAUGUUUGUAAAUUAUUUAAGUUGAUAUAUCCAACCAAAAAAGGUGGUAAAUUUGAAUUAAAAGAAGUAAGAGAAUACCAACAUAAAAAACCAUUAAUAUUUGAUGAUGUUCCGCUGUAA
Molecule: messenger RNA, 306 nt
Organism: Entrophospora sp. SA101
Lineage: Eukaryota; Fungi; Glomeromycota; Glomeromycetes; Entrophosporales; Entrophosporaceae
Source: the annotation of a GenBank genome assembly